Messenger RNA from Vollenhovia emeryi, 596 nucleotides. RefSeq lists its product as uncharacterized. The record is from RefSeq and is a predicted model, not a curated record. The transcript has a single exon. The annotation marks the transcript as partial. NCBI's taxonomy places the organism in Eukaryota, Metazoa, Arthropoda, Insecta, Hymenoptera, Formicidae.
AUGCCGGACCCGCAAGACCCACCUAACGCAACAGCCACGGAGGCGCAAAUACAUCGAGUGGCGCUGAAAAUACCACCAUUCUGGUCAGACGAACCGGAACUAUGGUUCGCGCAGCUGGAAAGCCAGUUCACACUGGGCGAGAUCGUGCAAGAUGGCACAAAGUAUGCCUACGUAUUAUCGCACGUAGAAACGAGACACGCGAAAGAAAUCAAAGAUUUGAUUACUAACCCUCCGGUGCGAGACAAAUAUGAGAGUAUCAAGAAGGCUCUCAUCCAACGACUCUCAGUGUCACAAGAACAACAGAUCCGACAAUUACUAGAGCACGAAGAGAUGGGCGACCGAAGACCAUCACAAUUCCUGCGGCACCUGCAAGCUUUGGCGAGCUCCGCUAUCCCAGAACAAUUGCUGAGGACAUUGUGGAUGGGACGAUUACCGGCACAGCUACAGGCUAUCCUGGCCACACGCAACGGAGACAAUCUCGAUGAAGUCGCUGAACAAGCGGACAGGAUACACGAAGUGACAUGUAGGGCAGUAGCGGUGGCCAGCAUACAACCAGCUACCGCAAAACCCGCUGCUAACAAGACGACACUAGUAGG